CAGUAGGAAAGGUGAGGGAGGCCAGAGCGGCCGAGCAAACCUGACAAGAAGUGCUAGAUGGUUAUUUUGUGCUCUCUAAGAAUACUUAUUUGACAUGUUUAUCUAUCUUCUAUUUUAAUUUUACAACAUUAUUUCUACUAUAAUUUCUAUUUAUUAACUAUUAUUUCUGAUCCACAGACAUUUAAAGGCCCUGAAAAAUCUACAUUUAUAUUACUUAUAACACCUACUUAUAAUAUAACCGCACCUGCAACCCCGAUGAAGCAGGCUAGCUGAGUUUUACAUAACUGAAGAAUAUUUAAAACAAGCUAUAAAAGUUUUUAAUAAUAAACCAAAGAAAAGCACACACCUUGCCCCUCUUGUUGCAAAUGUUAGCUGUGCUGACUGCCUUGCUUUGUACUGAAACAAAAUAAGAUUAAAAGAUGCUGCAAGGCGGAUGUGGGAGAAACACUUUCAAAUAUCCCUGAUUGAGUUAGAGGAUAUCAUUUUCAUGUAACACUUUUGUAAUAAUAAUACGCAAAGCUUAAAUAAUACAGGAAGAAGUGAAAUCUGCCUCUUGUCAGCGUUUACAAUGAGAAGCACUUGGAUGAUUAGAUGUCUUGCAGUCGAUGCAGCUUCUUCUCCCAAUCAUUAAGACUGCUCUUAACAGAUUACACCCCCUCCCAAACAUACACACACACACACACACACAGUUCCCCUCCUCUUGCUGCUCCUCCUUCUGUCUCACAUACCCUCUCUUUCAGCAGAAGGAGCAGGAGACUUACCUCUUGACUUACCUUCUCUUUGAAUUUCAACGUUUUUUGAGCAUUUUCUACAACUGAAGCGACAGCUCACCUUUUGAGGUUCAGGUAGAGUUUAUCUGGUUUCUCCAGAGCUCCACUAUGACUACAGAGCAGAAUAAAAAAGCUGACAAAAGGCUGACAAACAUGGAUCUGCUAACGAUCCUCUGUCACCUUCUACUUGUAUGCUCUGAUCCCGCGGCAGCCACAAGCCUCAUUACAGCGGAUAUAUUUGAAGCCAGAGGUCAACGUGUGUGCAAAGCAGGUAAAGGGAGGCCGUGUUACAAGCUGGCCUACUUCUCUGAACUCCGGCGGAGGCUGAACUUCGUAGAGGCAGAGCUUGCCUGCAGACGGGAUGGAGGGCAGCUGCUGAGCGUGGAGUCAGCGUCUGAGCAGAAGAUCAUAGAGCAGCUCAUCACAGAGCUCCGGCCAACUGAUGGCGACUUCUGGAUCGGUCUCCGUCGUAACCAUGGAGAAGAGGACAGCAGCUCAGACUGCUCCUCACAGUACUACUGGCUAGACGGCAGCGAGUCUACAUUUAGGAACUGGCACUGGGAUGAGCCAUCCUGUGGCUAUGAGGUGUGCGUGGUAAUGUACCACCAGCCAUCCGCUCCUCCUGGUCUUGGGGGCCUCUACAUGUUCCAGUGGAAUGAUGACAAUUGCGAAACCAAGAACAACUUCAUCUGCAAAUACACUGCAGAGAUGCCAUCUGACUCUCCCCCGUCUCCCAACUCUACUCAAACAGAUGUCAUCCCUUCAUCUGUGCUGCCGUGGAACCCAAGUGACCACAACCAGGACAGAAGUACAGCUAUGAAUUUGGUUUACAUUUUUAUUCCAACCAUUCCUCUGAUACUGCUGUUGCUGACAGUGACUGGUGUCUGCUGCUUCAAACUGCUUGGCAGACGGAAGAAACAGCAAAAAUCAGAAGUCUGCCAGACAGACCCAGGCCUCUGCCCCAGUCCGACUCCAACUGACGUCUACAACGUCAUUCGCUCCCAGAAGGAAGACGACCUGGUUUCAGCUCGCCCACAAACCAAGAACACCUCCUUUUUAUGCUCCUCCCCUGACACACCGACAGGUGACUAUGACAACCUGGGCACUCGGGACACAGAGAGUGGCUUUGUGACGCUUGCCAGCACAGAAAGCUGCUUCCUCAACUUUGACCUCAAUGACCUCGGCCUUGGGCGUCGUGACACUCGUGACUUCUAUGACACCAGCUUGGGUCGUCCAGGAAAGAGGGACCUGAAUGACAGCAGUUUGGGUCGCGCUGGGCACAAAGAGUUUUAUGACAGGAGUUUAGGCCGCCGUACAACAAAGAGUGAGCAUUAUAGCAGCAGUGUGUAUGGCGACCAUGGAUUGUAUGAUGGUGGCAUCAAAGGAGCGAGUAAUCUUUGUGAUCCUAAACUGAGGCCUGGAGGACACACGGUAAAAGCUGACCUCUACCAGUCAUACAUCACAAACGGGAAGGGAGACAUUUACCAAAGCAGCCUCGGAACCUAUGGAAACCGAAAAUCCUCCCAAGCAAAUCUGGACUGCUACAGAAAUGGCCUGAAUCUUGACGGUGGAACAAGAUACUUCAAUGAACAAGAAUGGAUCAACAGAGAAAACUACUGAUGCUCUAAACAGCUCCUUUAUUGUGUGUACAGCAGUGUGUGUGUGUGUGUGUGUGUGUGUGUGAUAGAGUGUCAAAAAACUGUGCAUGUAUAUGGUUGUAACUGUACCUUAAGUUUCUGAAACCUUGUAAUGGAUGAAAGUCAGGUGAGGUCACGUUGAAAUAAUAUUUUGUUGAUAAGUCCAAAAUACACCAUGUGACAGUUUGGGGGAAUAUGAACAAUUUAAAAACUAUAUGCUUAAGGACUCGCUUUACCCAAAUUACCAAAAAAAAAACCAAACAAAUAAAAAAACAAGAAAAAAAAAACAUUGAUUCUCUCACUACCUGUGAUGGUAUCUUCCCGUGCUGAAAUUUUGGGUGUGCCGAGCUGAGACAUCCAUACGGCUUUCUGCCUCCACCCCUGACUUUGCUGGUCAUGCUAAAAGCAUUUGAAAAUCAGGAUUAAAGAAUUAAACUAAACAUAUCUUUCUGUUAAAACACCCAGGUUAACCAGCCUUCACUGUAAGUUUUGAAUGUAAUUUUUCUGUGCUAUCAAAGUUGGAACCCAUUUAUUUUAUUGAGAUGGUGGCAGAAAUCUCAGACAAACAUUAUGUGGCAAAAGUUUUUAUAUGCAACCACUCAACCACUACAGACAAGAAUUUCUUCUUUUUUAACAAUUUGGGUGAAAUAAAUCUUUAAAGGAGUUGAACAGAUUUGAAAAUGUUUUUAAAAGAAGUGUGGAGGAGUGGAGUUGGAAGACCUCUGCAGCCUGCUCUUCAUCUCUGCUUGAGGCUGGCUAGCAGCAGUACGCUACGUUAACCACCACAAGCCUAACACCCCCAAAUCUCAGUCCGUGGUUGAACUGAAUUAUGGGUAAUGUAGGUGCCAGGUUUUGACAACAAAGGUGGUGUGAAAUAUGGAAGAUGAUAUUUCUGGUUUAACUGUCCAUUGUGAGUCAGACCAUCUUAUAUAAGUGGACUAUUGCUCUGGACCUCGUUAUGGGCCCCAGUCAUUUCAGGUGAUAUUGUGCUUCAAAUAUAUUUUGUUUUUGAUAAUUUACCACAAAUGAAUUCACAUACAAGAAAAUGAGGGCCUUCAGAGGCGGCUGAUAUUCCAGCUUUGAGGAGAAGAGGCCCAGUUGAAGCGCUAAAAUACAAUGACGUGUUCCAGGUGACUUUUAUCACGUCACCUCCCACUGUCCUCUCACACUGUUGUAUUACCAUAAUUUACAGAGACAAUAACCUCCCUCAGAUCUGACUGUGAUUUUUUACAAUAAAAGUAUGUAUGUAGCAGCCUGUUUGCAUGGCCUUGUUAUGCUGCCCUUGCUUGGUAGAAUAACUGUUGAGGUCUUGGACACUUAUGUUUGCUGUGCCUGAAAAUACUACUGUAAUCACACAUAAGUUUACCUGAUAUAAACAAGCUACCUCCAACAGACAAGAAGCCACACAAUAAACCAAUACUGCUCGAGGCAGCAAAGACAAAGAGUAUGUUUUGACAUGGACUAAAACUAUAACACUUUUCCUUCAUUUAUUAAUGAUCUCCUCUCUCUGUGUUCUUCAAAGAUAGUAAAAAACAGUGGUCCCCCUGCAGUCAGACCACUGUGACAGCAUGCUACUGAAGAGAAUGAUAAAAUACAGCAUUAUUUAUUCUUACUGUAUAAUGCCUUGACAUCGCUCCUGUAGGCAACAAUAGUUUGUAUGUUUGUUACAUGACAAAAUCUUC
This is a messenger RNA of Monopterus albus (swamp eel), 4089 nucleotides long. It is a transcript of the gene layna, whose product is annotated as layilin a. Gene Ontology annotation, cellular component: cytoplasm. The record is from RefSeq and is a predicted model, not a curated record. Gene Ontology annotation, biological process: positive regulation of axonogenesis. The transcript is spliced from 8 exons. Lineage: Eukaryota; Metazoa; Chordata; Actinopteri; Synbranchiformes; Synbranchidae. Bases 879 to 2390 code for a protein of 503 amino acids.